Scatophagus argus is the source of this 3820-nucleotide messenger RNA. Its product is annotated as protein FAM110B. NCBI's taxonomy places the organism in Eukaryota, Metazoa, Chordata, Actinopteri, Scatophagidae. Bases 751 to 2139 code for a protein of 462 amino acids. The record is from RefSeq and is a predicted model, not a curated record. The transcript has 3 exons.
UUGAAAUUGUAAUUGAAAAGGGAUUCAGCAUUUCAUAAUUAGUGAGUUGACAAUUACCUACAUAUAUAAAUAUAUUCACCGUUUAAGACUUGAAUGCGUUUCACAGGCGCAGAUUGCAAAUACCAACUAUUUGCUACAGUGUAGUAAAAGUUCACGCAUGGUAUAAACCCCGCCACCGUUGAAAGUUUCGGUGAAAUUGGACACUGUUAUUCGUUAAUAUUGACAAUGCUAGCAUUUACUUCAGUCCGGAAUUAAACCUCUUAGACACGUAUCAUACGACAAUAGAAUACAAACUUUUCCAAAAAGAGCUGUCGACACAGAACUGUGGGGCUCUCCAGCUGAGUUGUGUCAAAUCACAGCUGGACAGGCCUGACGGACAACUUGGACAGGGAUCGUAAAGGCUGCUGAGUUACUGAGGAUCAGUGCCAGUUGAUCUACCAGACCCGCAUUUUGGAUAAAGAGCUCCCAUCAGCUGCACUGUGGCUGACCAGUGACCCCGAUUUGCAGCCUAAACCCCUUUUGGGUCGCCGCUGAGCUAAUAGAGGUGGUCUGGCGGGCCUGAUGUGGAAUUUGACCCCACCUGACCCUGUCCCGCAAGUAGUCUUCCAUUGAGCCUGGACUGGGAAAAGGAAGAUAAAAGAGCAAGAGGGGCGACAGAGAAGAAAAGGAGAGAAGUGAGAGCAGCAGCACAGCGACCGAAACCUUUUGAGUGAUAGAAAAUCUUUCUUUUUCCCUGUCAGCUCUUCCAGGAUGCCAGUUGAGACCUUGCGGCCAUCAGAUGGCCGUCUGGCCGGGGUUGCCUUCACCUCUGCCAUGCCCUUCAGGAUUCUUAACAAGGGUCCAGACUACUUCCGUCGUCAGGCUGAGCCUGGGGCCCGUAAACUGAGCGCUGUUGAACGCCUGGAGGCAGACAAGGCUAAGUACGUAAAGAGCCAGCAGGUGGCCCUCACCCGCCAGGCUCCCAUCAAACCGCCAAUCAUCCGCAAGCCCCUUGUUCCUCCGGGGAUGAUGCUCCAGUGCCAGAUCAGCACUCCUCCAGCCCGCAAGGCUCCCCGCUGCCCAACUGAUGUGGAGAAUGGAGGAAGGAGAGAGGGACCUGUAAGGAGGAGAGGACCUGCUCUUAACUUGGAUAUUCUGAAUAAUCUUAUCAAUGACGUAUGUGAUGGACCCACCCCGUGUUCCCAGUCCUCUUCCUCCACUUCCCCCUCCUCAUCAUCUCCUUCGUCGGGAACUAAGAGCAUCGGCAGUAGCCUGUCAGCAGAACAGGAAGGUAACAACCGACUCCUCAACAACCUCAAACCAUUGAAGCAUGGCAUUGUCAACUCCUCCUCCACCUCCUCCUGCACUUCCUCUCCACUCAACAACAACCUCCAGAUCCCUGCAGCGGAACCCACCCGGCGUCCCCCCCCUGUUCCAGCACGAGCACCCCGCAUUGGGGUUCCAGCUCCCUAUAGCUCCCCUAACUCGGUGGCAGUGCGCAGGGUGGACGUUCGGCCUCAGACUGAGAUAAGGAAGCCUCAGCUUCAGCCCCAGCUCAGGCCCAGACAGACUGCUCAGGGCCAAGUUGCACACCCACAGAUCCCACCUCCUCCACCUACACAAAACCAACCUCACCCGCAGCUCAAAAACCCCUCCCAAACCCUGCCCCCACCCCCAGCCUACCUUCCACCCAGUCCCAUGCUGGUCCGCACUGGCGUGAUCCCUCCAGCCUCCCCCGCUUUCACCCGUAUAUCAAAUGCCAGUUCCAAGGGAUCUUCUCGUAAGCACCCAUCCUUGCACCGCUCCAAGUCGGACCUCAGUGACCGUUAUUCCCGAGCAACAGCGGACAUGGAGCGCUUCUUCAACUACUGCGGGCUGGACCCGGAGGAGGUGGAGGGCAUGGGUGGAAUGGAGCAUUUCACAAGAGCCAACUCGGACAUUGUAUCCGUCUCCAAGCUCCGCAGCGUCAGCACGCCCAGCUCAGAGGCUGACCGGGCGAGGGAGGAUGAAGGAGACGAGGAAAACGAGGAUGGACCAGCCAUGGCCAACGAACGGGUCCCCUACGGCAUCUCCGUCAUCGAGAGGAAUGCUCGAGUCAUCAAAUGGCUAUACGGCAUCCGUCAGGCGCGAGAUGCUAAUAACGCUGUCUCUAAUGUAUAGACUAAUGAGGACUUGAAUACAAAAACUGGGAAGCAGUACUUUCUGUAUGUAUACACACGUCUGAAGAAUGAAAACCCAUCUGUUCAUCUUCUGCUGCCUUACAUCACAUCAUUUAAGGAUAAUCCAGUAGUUGUUUUUACUGUUUCCUGAGAAGGCCCACAACACUUGUUUUUGAAAUUGCACAUCAGUGAUUUUUAUCCGGGCUGCAGUUCAGGACUGCUUCCUUGCAACACUAAGUGGACGAUACAUUUCCUUUUUCCUUGAUCUUGCAUAACAAUAUUGGUAUACGAAAGCAAUAAUAGACUGGUGUAAAUGAUGAUGGUGAGGAUGGAGGCUGAGGUUGUUUGUGGUCGUUCAUGUAAAGGUACCUAAAGUGCGUGUGUGUGUGUGUGUGCGUGCGUGUGUGUGCACCAGAGUUCUCCACAGCACAAAGCCAGACUGAAAAUUGGCUACAAACUGUUAGAGACUCCGAUGCUACACGGUGCAGUGAUUGAGCAAGGCAGGAAGAGAACCACGUUGAUACUGUGAAACUUCACAAAAAAAGCUUCGAUAAACAUGUUUGUAUUUUCAGAAAAAAAAAACUGGGGCUGUAAGACUGUUAUUAUACAAAUUUCUGUCAGCAUGCGAGUGAAAAGUUUGUGUACAUUUAUUUUAGGGGUUUGUCAUCUCGAUAAAGCACACACAUUACACUCACAUAUUAUCUCUUCAUGGCACAGAUGUACAUUCAGGUCAACUCCAGUAAAUACGGUAGCAGCUGCAGUUAGUGCUCUCUGUAUAUCUGGCUGUAACAUUGUCUACUUGUGCGUUUGCAUCUGAAACAUGGUCUCAUGUCUUGGAUUAUGCUGCAUGGGUGCAGUGCAAGAAAUCUGUUUACUAUGUAUGUCUUGGCACAGAUGAGAGAGCUAGUCAUAUGAUAAGGGAUGAUCUCAUAAGUGGAUGGUUGAAGUAAGUGUAGCAUGAAAACGCUAUUUUGCCUCCAGAGAGAAAAUCGGAGGAAGGGUGAAAGUAAAAGAGAAAAAAGUGAAAGAGUAUACUCAUGCAUUGUAUACUGUGGUUCUGAAAGUGUCUCAGGAAGAUGUACUCGGCAUACUAACAAAAAAUGGACCAAUAUUUAUUUGGAUAUGUAAUUUAAUGUAUUUUUUAAAAGUUUGUGUAGAGAAUUCAAUCCUUGCUCUUAAGUGCAAUCUGAUCAUAUCGACUGCAAUUACAAUAAAUGUAGGAUCACAUUUAAACACACAUGCAAAUACAAACACCAGUCACAUGCUAAGUGUGAAUGUUGUAAACAGGGACUGCUACAUGUAAUGUGCUGUGCGGGGAGCACUAAACGUACAGAUACCGUUGUAUUUAUUCGGCUUCCUGUUUGUGGCAGUGGGAGCAAAAGAGGAGAUCUGUCCUCUCUGUGCACUUCUCCACCCUCUGCUUCUGCUUCCUUUUUACUUUUCAGGGUAUUCAGUAUGAGCGCCAGCCAGGUUUCGCUCUUUGUACCUGACCUACUGCAGGUAGUGAGGCAGAGCAAGCGGCAGUCAGAUCAGAGGGAUGGAGAACAUGACAGCAGUGACAGUGAAUCGAACGUGCUGUUGAAAGCGGCACCAAAUGCCCAAAGAGUCUUAAGUAAGAGAUCUGAAAUGCUUUACCAUGUUGUAUUCUAAACAAUUAAUAAAAAAAAAGAGUUGUGAAACUA